GGCCCACAGGGAGCAGGUGUCUAUUUUUGUGGAUCUUGACGAUGUGGCUGAAGAAGACCCUGAGCUGGUGGAGAGCGUCUGUGAGAACGCCAAGCGUUACACCGGCCUGUUCGCCGACGCAGUCCACGAGCUGCUGCCAGAGUACAAAGAGAGAGAUAUCGUGGCCAAAGAUUCUCUGGACGUGUACAUUGAGCACAGGCUGAUGAUGGAACAGAGGGGUCGCGACCCAGCGGACACCAGAGACCCACGUAACCAAUACCCACCUGAACUCAUGAGGAGAUUCGAGCUGUACUUUAAGCCCCCCACUACAUCCAAACCUAAAGUGGUGCGUGAUGUCCGAGCCGACAGCAUUGGACACCUCGUGCCGGUUCGAGGCAUCGUCACACGUGCCACCGAGGUCAAACCAAUGAUGGCUGUAGCUACGUACACCUGUGACCAAUGUGGUGCGGAGACCUAUCAACCAAUCCAGUCUCCCUCCUUCAUGCCCCUCAUCAUGUGUCCCAGUCAAGAGUGUGUCACCAACAAAUCUGGGGGUCGUCUCUACCUGCAGACCAGAGGCUCCAAAUUUGUUAAAUUCCAGGAGCUUCGUAUUCAGGAACAUAGCGAUCAAGUGCCUGUUGGAAAUAUUCCAAGGAGCAUGUCUGUGUACGCCCGUGGAGAAAACACUCGUCUCGCUCAGCCCGGAGACCAUGUAGCCAUCGCAGGAGUCUUCCUACCUCUUCUGCGCACAGGUUUCAGGCAAGCAGCACAGGGUCUUCUGUCAGAGACGUACCUGGAAGCCCACAGCAUCAUCCUCAUGAACAAGACGGAGGACGAUGAGCUCGGUAACGAGGAGCUGACUGACGAGGAGCUUCGUGGCAUCACAGAUGAAGGAUUUUAUGAGAAACUAGCUGGUUCAAUAGCACCAGAGAUCUAUGGACAUGAAGACGUGAAGAAAGCUCUGCUGCUGCUGCUGGUGGGGGGAGUGGAACAGGCUCCUAAAGGCAUGAAAAUCAGAGGCAACAUAAAUAUCUGCCUGAUGGGAGAUCCCGGAGUAGCAAAGUCCCAGCUGCUGUCCUACAUUGACCGCCUGGCUCCUCGAAGUCAGUACACAACGGGUCGUGGUUCAUCCGGCGUCGGUCUGACUGCAGCCGUGAUGCGUGACCCCCUUACUGGAGAAAUGACCCUGGAAGGUGGAGCCUUGGUGCUCGCUGACCUGGGCGUCUGCUGCAUUGACGAGUUUGACAAGAUGGCUGACGCUGACCGCACAGCCAUCCAUGAGGUGAUGGAGCAGCAGACCAUUUCUAUUGCAAAGGCCGGCAUCAUGACCUCCCUCAACGCCCGUUGCUCCAUUCUUGCCGCAGCUAACCCCGCCUACGGCCGCUACAACCCCAAAAAGAGCAUUGAGCAGAACAUUCAGCUGCCGGCCGCUCUGCUCUCCCGUUUCGACCUCCUCUGGUUGAUCCAGGACAAGCCAGAUGCCGAAGCUGACCUGCGCCUGGCCCAGCACAUCACCUACGUCCACCAGCACUGCCGCCAGCCGCCCACUCACUUUACCCCCAUCGACAUGAAGCUGAUGAGACGUUACAUCGGUGUGUGUAAGAAGAGGCAACCAGUGGUGCCUGAGUCACUGGCUGAUUACAUCACUGCUGCUUAUGUGGAGAUGAGGAAAGAGGCCCGAGUGAGCAAGGACACCACCUUUACCUCCGCCCGAACCCUCCUCUCCAUCCUCCGUCUGUCCACUGCUCUGGCUCGCCUUCGUAUGAUGGACACUGUGGAAAAGGAGGACGUCAACGAGGCCAUGAGACUGAUGGAGAUGUCAAAGGACUCACUACAAACUGACAAGUCGAGCAGCACGAGGACCCAGCGACCGGCCGACGUCAUCUUCUCCCUGGUUCGCGAGCUCGCCACAGAGGGCGUGGUCGGCCGCGGCGGAGCUGGCGGGGUGGUCCGCAUGGCCGAGGCAGAGCAGCGCUGUGUCUCCCGCGGUUUCACCCCCGCCCAGUUCCAGGAGGCCUUAGAGGAAUACGAGGAGCUGAACGUGUGGCAGCUCAACCAGGCCCGCAGCCGAAUCACCUUCGUCUGAAGAACCCGGGACUCGUCUUCACGCACGCUGUGCUUCGGCCACCCGAGGGGAAAACUCUUUGUUUUCUACAGACUCCUAUUGAGGCUCUUUCUUUUUCCUCCUUCAGCAUUUUCUAAAACAAGUCAAGCAGAACCUGGACGAUUUUUAAGCUCGACUAUUUUUGCAAGAAUUCUGCUGUUGGAGAUUCAUAGUGUUUUAAGAUUCCUGUUCACCAGUAAAACACUUGUAAAUAUGUGUCAGAACUUGUUAUUGUGUGAUGCUGUCUGCAGUUUAGAGCUUAAAGCUUCAGCUGAAAUGGAUUAAUUCUGUACAUUUUAUAAUUCACACCAGGCAAGAUAAGUAACAUUGAGCCUUGUAUUGUGACACUAGUUAUAAUAAAUUGAUGGUUCAAUAAUA
This is a messenger RNA of Paralichthys olivaceus (Japanese flounder), 2461 nucleotides long. The record is from RefSeq and is a predicted model, not a curated record. NCBI's taxonomy places the organism in Eukaryota, Metazoa, Chordata, Actinopteri, Pleuronectiformes, Paralichthyidae.